Messenger RNA from Ambispora gerdemannii, 459 nucleotides. Lineage: Eukaryota; Fungi; Glomeromycota; Glomeromycetes; Archaeosporales; Ambisporaceae. The record is from the annotation of a GenBank genome assembly.
AUGAUUGUACGCAUUCGAUCUAAAGAGGGAACGAGUCGCUUUGAGGUAGAUCCAAAUGACAUUAUAACGUUAGCAGAAAAAAUUGCAAUCCAACUCAAUUUUGAUCCGUCCACACUUAAAAUAUCAAAAGACCCGCAAAAUAGUGUACAAGCGAAAUAUUUUUCCAGACAAAGCAUAGCAUUACUCAACGGAGUGAAACCAGGCACUUCAGCAGUUUUCGCUGCAUUGAAUGUAAAGCAAGAAGCUCUGGAUGUUUAUCUAGAGAAACAAUCUGGAGGCUUUAUUAAACGAAGACUGCAAAAAGAGUAUGUAGAGGAACCAGAUUACUGUGUCAAACAGCGUUGCUUGAAUGGUCAUGCUCAUUGGCCGGAAGGUAUUUGUACAAACUAUCAACCGAGUGCAGUGACAUUACAACAACUCUCUACUGGAUAUCAACGGUUUGGAUAUUAUAUGGACGGU